Necator americanus (New World hookworm) is the source of this 390-nucleotide messenger RNA. RefSeq lists its product as uncharacterized. The record is from RefSeq and is a predicted model, not a curated record. The transcript has 3 exons. Bases 1 to 390 code for a protein of 129 amino acids. Lineage: Eukaryota; Metazoa; Nematoda; Chromadorea; Rhabditida; Ancylostomatidae.
AUGCGGGAGCUACCGGCCAGAGGACGAAGCCGACCAAAGAAGUUAGUCGCCAUUGCCAACAAGAUCCACGCACAGGAGACUCGCUGGAAGGGCUCCAAGUUAAGGGAACUAGGCGAUGGCUACAAGCUCAUCAACCAUGACACAUCAAAUCGCAAUGGCGUUGGUGUCAUAUUGAACGAAGGGCGGACUCCAGACGUUUGGCAGACUUUCGUGACCCUGAAUAUUUGGAAAGGAGAAGGAGGCAUUGCUGACUACACUAUGUACAGGCCUAUACAAUUGCUGUGCCACACGAUGAAGGCUUUUGAGCGUGUCUUGGAAGCUCGUCUAAGGACGAUUGCCAGCGUUUCACUCAACUCUUGCGUGUUUCUGAAGGAACAUGCAGCAUUAUAG